This is a messenger RNA of Esox lucius (northern pike), 590 nucleotides long. RefSeq names its product tumor necrosis factor receptor superfamily member 17. The transcript is spliced from 3 exons. Gene Ontology annotation, biological process: tumor necrosis factor-mediated signaling pathway. NCBI's taxonomy places the organism in Eukaryota, Metazoa, Chordata, Actinopteri, Esociformes, Esocidae. Gene Ontology annotation, molecular function: signaling receptor activity. The record is from RefSeq and is a predicted model, not a curated record. The coding region runs from base 53 to 574 and encodes 173 amino acids.
ACUGACACUUCAAUUUCAGAUCUAAUUCUUGAUUGUGUUAUUCUUCAUUGCUAUGUCAGAAGGACAGUGUGGACCAGGGUACUACUAUGACGGGUUAGUUGAGGAGUGUAAAGAAUGCUUUUUACGAUGCAGUUCACCGCCCAGCAUAUGCACCGCAUAUUGUACUAAAUCAUCAGAGAGUAAAGGCCUGGAACCAUUCAAUAUCCGUCUCACCCUGGUUCUGCUGUUUGUGUUCCUGAGUGCUUUUACCACUCUUCUGCUGCUGCUGCUACAAAUGCUCAGGAAGAAGACUUGCAGGCUCUUUCCGACGAGCAAAGUAUUACGACUACAGGGAACAGAAUGCCCCGGGACUGAGGCGCUCUCUAAUGACAUCCCUGAGCAGACAGUGGUAAUAAUGGGACAGGAAGACAUGGUUUUCCUUGAGGCAACUUACAACAAAACUCCAGACUGCAACUCCAGCCUCCCUGUUCCUUCCACUGAGGAGGGCACCACCAUACUGGUUACAACCAAGACAGUGCAGAUCUUCAACCAGACAGAUGAAAAUACAGAGGAAAGGAUAUUUGUGGAGGUCUGACAUUGUUUCUUGCCAC